Aedes aegypti (yellow fever mosquito) is the source of this 9624-nucleotide messenger RNA. RefSeq names its product afadin (gene cno). Gene Ontology annotation, biological process: regulation of protein localization; signal transduction. The transcript is spliced from 19 exons. Lineage: Eukaryota; Metazoa; Arthropoda; Insecta; Diptera; Culicidae. The record is from RefSeq and is a predicted model, not a curated record. The coding region runs from base 1309 to 7584 and encodes 2091 amino acids. Gene Ontology annotation, molecular function: cell adhesion molecule binding. Gene Ontology annotation, cellular component: adherens junction.
GUUGGUAGUAUUCGUCGUGUUGCGUUUCCAAGUGGUUCGUUUCUGUCGCGUCAUUUCGUUGUCCGCCGUUUAUUAUUCGCAAUAAAAGGGAAGAAGGUCUAUUCUCAAGGUGUGUGGAUUAAACGGUUACCUGGAAUUUCGCAAGAUUACGGUGUCGGUCAGGUACCUCCCGUGGGUUUAUGAUUGCAGCAAGGUCAUCAUCUUGCUACGCUUUAUUGGUGGUUACCUGGGUGACGCGAAUUUCGUUAACUACUCAAUCUGCGAAGGAAUGUGCAUGGCUUGCUAAAUGGAGGAAGUGAUGUUUCAGUGAGUCAUAAGUUCAUCGAUUUAGUGGCGUAGUUGAUCUGAUAUUCCACGGUGAAACAACAAGUUAGUGAUGACCUCAUAUAUUGAAUUCGCGAGGUGAAUUAAGAAGGAAGUUACAAGUGUACCAACACCAAGUGGAAAAGCUCGCACGUUUAAAGAGAAAUUACACGUUGUGCAUUCAAAGUGGAUAUCCGGAGCAGAUGGCUUCAAAGUGAUAACACGUUGUUGUGCAUCUAGGCAGCAGAAGAAAAGGUGACGGGAGUCUGAGGUGUAACUUGUCGAGUCGCUUCUGGUGUUCCUAAUUCAAGGCCCUUGUGUUGAAAAGCAGCUGAAGCAAAAAGAGGUGCUGCGUGCUGCCAAAGGCUCCUUGAUCGCGUGAAGAAGCGACAACAACAACGGCCAAAUAGUGUUCGGCGACCGUUUUUUCUGUGCGAGUGAAAGAGAGAUACCGAAUGCGGCGAGGCGCGCAUGUGUGAAUGUAUUAAUUGGAUUAUCGUUACAGUUUUUGUGCCACUGCACGGUAAAUACCUUUACUGCAGCAGCGUGAGGCUCUUCAAAACGUGAUGGCAUAAAUUAGCAUUUUUUUGUUCGUCGUGUUUCUACUUCGCGCAGUGCGUUGCUGUUAUUGGUGUUGCUGUUCCUGUUUUUGUACUCGCUGUACUCUACUCACACGCUUCGUCGCUCUUUUUCUCCACGGCAUUGACCACAUUUACCUUAAGUCGUCGUAGUCGCGCUUCGUCUUCGUCGUCACCGGUUGUGCAGACCCUCACACGCCAACCCAGAUUGCGUAGCCAGACCUGAAGGGAUAACUAACAGCCAAGAUAAUCUCAUUCUGCUCGCCAGCGCCGGACCGCGCUCCCCCCUUUCGAAGCAAUCAUCCGCGAGCAAUUAGUCUGCACUGCCUGUCUGCCUGCCUGUUUACCCCUGCUGCCCCGCCGGCACGAGGUCCAAAUGCGCCCCCUGACGGAACUCUGAACUGAUGCUUUCCUCGCCGGUGCGGCAAUGUCAGUGAACGAAAAACGAAUGCUCGACCGCGAAACGCUUCGUUCCGUUAUCCAGCAAUGGAACACGGUUCGGUUGGAUAUUUUUGCCCUCUCGGAGCCCAACGAGAACUUGGAGUUCCACGGUGUGAUGCGAUUCUACUUCCAAGAUGAAGGUCAGAAGGUAGCCACCAAAUGUAUCCGGGUGGCGUCCGAUGCCACCGUGUCCGAUGUGAUUGAAACGCUCAUCGAGAAAUUCCGGCCGGACAUGCGAAUGCUGUCCCUGCCGAACUAUGCGCUGUAUGUGGUGCAUGCCAACGGCGAGGAGCGGAAGCUCAACCCGGACGAAAAACCGCUGCUGGUGCAGCUCAACUGGCACAACGACGACCGGGAGGGUCGCUUCCUGCUGAAAAAUUGCGCCCAGAAAACCAACACCCUUGACAGCAUCACCGAUCAGCAGCCAAGUUUCAAGCGGAAGCUGUCGAAGCGGGAGAAGAAAGAACAGAAGAAGAAGGAAAAGCUCUCCAAGAUGCAAUCGGCGGGGGGUGCCGAUUCGGAGAAUCACGUCGCCGAGAAAUUGUACACCGAACUCCCGGAAACGUCCUUCACCCGGUCUAUCUCCAACCCGGAAGCGGUGAUGCGACGGCGGCGGCAGCAGAAGCUGGAGAAAAAACUGCAGCAGUUUCGAUCCCGGGACGGUGGCCCAGACACGGGUGGAACGUUGAAAAUCUACGGCGAAAGCCUGUGUCGAGACGUCCCCUACAAAACGCUACUUCUCUCGAUACGGGACUGUGCCCAGGCUGUGGUUCGCGAAAUGCUGGCCAAGUACGGGAUGGACAAGGUGGAUCCGCUGCACUACUGCUUGGUUCAAGUCAACAGCGACGGCUCCGAGUACAUUCUGGACGACGACGAGUGUCCGCUGUCGAUUCUGAUGAACCAUCCAACGUCACGAGGAUCCAUAAUGUUCCACGUUCGGCGGCGGCCGGCCGACUCGCAGCCCCGAAGGCGCAAGAAAAAGCCCCUCGGCGUGUCGAACGGGGGUGGUAAUCUGGGCGGGGAUCGCGAGGGCCCGAUGCUGAUCGAAAUCACCCACAGUGGCGACGGGGGUCGGCGGGUCAAACUGGGCUCGGAACCGAUCGAGGUCGGCUCGGCCAACACCAAUGCGCUGCAGCUGUUUGGCCCCUCGAUCCAGGCACGGCACUGUCUGAUUUCGAUGCACGACGGCGUCUGUACGGUGACCCCGCUGCACGCCGACGGGACCACCUUCGUCAACGGGCACCACAUCCAGCAGCCGACGAUAUUGCAUAACGGUUCGGUGGUGAUGUUCGGCCGGGUGGCGUCCUAUCGCUUCGUAGACUCCCCAUCCGAUGGUCGCUACAACCUAGCCCUGUCGCAGUCUCAGCUGGAUUCGGCCUGUUUGUACGAAAGUCGAUCGCCCACUUCGCCUACUUCGUGGAAUGAGGAGGAAAGUCGUCCGAUCAGUCCGGUAAGUUCGCAGAUGCAGCCUAAGCCGAGCUUUCUGGACGGACCGGAUGUCACCGGUCCAGGAAUGAAUCAGAAACUGCUGGACCAAGGUCAGAUUACGAAGCCUCCCUCGUUCGACAUCCAGCACUCGCAAGGUUCGCAAGCUGCACCGCAGCCUCCGCCACACAUCCAUCAGACGCAGAACUUGCUAAUGACCAGCGUGGACUCAACGGAUGCGGCCUCAACGACCGGCGGGGUAGCGCUGAAUGACGACGCCAAAAGUAACACCCUCAGCACCGGCGGAGGCGCCGGAAAUGGCGGAGAAUUCAACGAGAACGACGUCGGUAACGUGGAAACGGAAACGAAAUCGAUAUCCAGUCUGAAAUCUAUUGGAUCAACCCAGGACAGGACUAGCACAUUCCCCAAGCUGCAACCGUCGCAUACGGCAGCAUCGAUUUCGAGCGAACCGGGCGGCCAGGAACCGAUCCUGCCGGCGGUGCUCGAGUUUCCCGAACAGCACCAGGAAGCCUUUCUGCAGGCCGUCAUCAGCGAACUAGACGUCAAUUCCCCUAAUUUUAAGCUAGCUCCCGUGUACACGCUCUACUUGUGCGCGAGGUAUCGUGCCUCCACUCACUACCGUCCGGACCUGCAGCCCACGGAGCGUGCCCACAAGUUAACAGUAUUCCUUCAUCACGUUGCCAAUCUGAUCCAGAACGUCGUUCAGGAGCAGUACACCGAUGCCAAAAUCCUGUCCUUUUGGAUGGCCAACAGUUCGGAGUUUUUGCACUUCCUCAAAUCCGACCGGCACAUUUCGGCCUUCAGCGUCCAGGCACAGGAGGUGCUGGCCGAGAGCGUGCAAACCGCAUUCCGCAAUCUGGUGUCGAUUUUCCACGUUGAGCUGUCGCAAACGUUGAACCAGUUUCUGUCGGAGAACAUCGACCACGAUUCCGCCGCUGGGCUGGUCCUGUCGGUGCUGGGGUCGGCCAUGGCACUGCUGCGCCGGUGCCGCGUCAAUGCCGCCCUCACGAUACAGCUGUUCUCGCAGCUGUUCCACUACAUCAACGUGGUCUGCUUCAACAAGUUUGUCACGACAUCACACAUGUGCACCAGUGCGUGGGGUAAAGCGUUGAGCGAGCGACUCUCCCUGCUGGAACUGUGGGCCGAGAAGCAAGGUCUGGAACUGGCGGCCGACUGCCAUCUGGCCAAAAUCAACCAAUGCGCACAGUUUCUACAGGCACCGAAAACCUCCAUCACCGAAGUACAGCAACUGGCGUGUUCGUGUUUCCGGCUAAAUUCGCUUCAGAUGGCUGCGUUGCUGUCGCAGGAAACCAUUCCACGGAAUUUGAUCGAUACGGCUGUACGGAUGGCUGAAUCGGUGGCGGACGAGCUGAGUAGGGCGGACGGGCGAGAAAUACGGUUAGAGGAAUCGCCGGAACUGCCACUGGCACUGCUGCUGCCCGACGAUGGUUUCAGUUGCGAUGUGGUACGUGGCAUUCCCGCGGGUUUGGUGGACUUUUUGAGUCCGUUCCAGAUGGCGAACAUGUGCCGACUAGCGUCGCAACCGACCAGCAUCGGACUGUGGACGGUUUAUAUGCAUCAGUUCAAUCAGGGUCGAUCGCCAAGUGUCAUGUCCAGCAAGCUCCCGCAGCCGGAGAUCCAAAUCAUCAAACUGCACAAAAAUGCCAACGGAAUGGGCCUGUCGAUUGUGGCUGCCAAGGGUGCCGGCCAGGAGCGGCUCGGGAUCUACAUCAAGUCGGUGGUAACGGGUGGAGCAGCUGACCUAGACGGCCGAUUGCAAGCCGGCGAUCAACUGCUCGAAGUCGACGGACAAAGUCUGAUCGGUAUCACACAGGAACGAGCAGCGGACCAUUUGGUGCGAACCGGACCGGUGGUGACGCUCAAGGUUGCCAAACAGGGUGCCAUUUACCACGGGUUGGCCACGCUACUGCAACAACCCAGUCCCGUCAUCCAGCGCGGUGGCAGACGAAUGUCCGAACGAGACAUGACACGCAUAGGCACCAGCGAUCCCAGUAAACCUCCGAUACCUUCACCAUCUGGACAGCCACCACUCCCCAACAGCAAGUCGGUCCCCGCCCUGCACCACGUGGGCAACAUUGGAUCUACAGCCAACAAGUCCCGCAGUAUCCACAACCUGGCCGGGGGAACCAGUCAAGACCAAGGAUUCUAUCAAAACCUUAGCGUCUAUCGUGCUCAAAAUCAGAGUCAUCCAAAUCUGGGAGAACGACCUCCAAUGCCUCUACAGACAUCACUGAACUCCCCGGGCGCUUCUGUAAGCAGUGGCAGCAGUAGCCACCAGCAACAGCAAGCCCAGCAGCAACCUAUCUUAAGCCGUCCAGCAUCUGCCUAUUUCAAUAGCAAUAAUAGCUCCAACAUCAACCCCAGUAACCUACUACUAACCACACAAACCGGCUCAAUGGCCUACGGAAUGCCAUCAUCACAACAGCAGCAUCCUCAACUGAGUGGCAACAUCUCCCAUCCGAAUCUUGCGGCAGCUACAUCCGGUCCAGGUCCAAAUAGGCUGCAAAAGCUCCCACCACAGCAGACGAUGAUGGGCAACAACUUUGUUCGGGACUCCCAAGGGCAGCAAAGUCUCCGGCUCAACCAGAUGAUGGCCCCAUCGAUGCCAAAUAUCGCACAUUCCUUCCAGCAUCAGCAGCAGCAACAACAGCCGGGACCACAUCAACAUCCACAGCAUCAUCCGGGUGGUAUUUCUGCCAGCCAGAGCAUGCAGAACGUGAACAUGAUCGCCGGUGGUCCUGGAGGAGCUGGAGGUUUCGGCUACCAAAACGGUAGUCCCAUGAUGUCCCCUCAGCUCUACCCGAAUGAGCAACAGCAGCAUGCCUCGCUACUUCGUGGCCAAGCGAAGCUAGCAGAGAUGAAUGAGCUUAUCAAACGACGCAACCAAGCUGUGCCCCCAUCACAACAGCAGCAGCAACAGCGUCUCCAAAACGUCGAUUCUUCAAUGAUGCCAUCUCCCUCCAUGCCGCAGCAACAGCAGCAGCAACAACCGCAGCAUCCCGGAUUCAGCGGUGCUAGUCCUCAUCCCAGUACUCCACUGAGCUCACACAAACAGCUUCCCCCGACGACUGCCCCCAAACCUCAGCUUCGUCCCGGAAUGCCCUCGGACCAGGAUCAACCUCCACUUCCCCCCUCUGCAACUCAUCCUCUCUUCAAAACCACCCCGGGCAGCUCCACUGCGUACAGUUCGUCCGAGCCGCCCAAGGUCGGAUUCUACCCUUCGCAAGUGCCACCACAAAACAAGAACGUUAUGUCUGGAACCAAUCCUUGGGAGCGCGAAGAAAAAGAAAAGGAAACCGAACUUCGUCGCGAACACAUCCGCGCUUGGCGUGAUCAACAGAUCGCUGAUCUACAAUCCUUGCCCCAAAGAACCCCUCAACAAGAUGAUCUUCUUCGCACUCUCAUGCUAGAACGUGACUUUGAACGGCGUGCCAUGGAGGAAGAUCAGGACUUCGAUAAUGAUACCUCCCCAUACGGAAAGGAUCCCUCCGUCCAUGAGGUUCUACGACUUGCCCAAAACCAGAACACCGUCUCAGCGCCUCUGACCAAAAUGAAGCAAGUCGACAUCAAAAUGCCUUCGGUCCAAAACUCCGAAACCUCGUCCGAAACGAACGAUCAAUCUCCGACAUCCGUCGCCAACACGAUCGCCAGCUUCCAACAGCAGGUCGCCUCCGCCAGUUCGGCCAUUCAGCCGAAAAGCAUUCUCAAACACAACAGCAGCACUCCAUCGUCCCCUUCGAAGAACGCCGCCAAAUCAGCCAGCUUCGUCCACCACGACAAGCAGUUCAACCUGAGCGAAAUAACCAUGAACAACACCAACGCAAACCAACUCAUGUCCCAGAUGGCAGUCGAUAUGAGCCAGCUCAACAUUGCCGAUCGCGUUGACGAAGAACUAAACGAUCAUCAAUCCAACAUGAACGGCUAUCUCCAAGAACCCACCGCACAAACCACCAACUCUUCCUCUGUUGCCCCUCCACCACCCCCACCGGAACGCAACAGCUCCUACAUGAUCAUGCAGCAGCAGAAAAUACGCGGCAGCGCUACAAAGCUGACCUUCAACAGUAAUCUAAUCACCACCGCCGAACACCCACCUCAACAGCAGCAGCAGCAACAAAAUCUCCUAAACAACAACCCCAACCCCAAUGCUAGCAACACCCUGCCCCGGUACGGCAGCAACUUGUCCUCAACAACCCCCUCAGCAACGCCACCCACUUCCACCGCCAGCAGUAACAUGCUGAACAACAACGCAGCCUACAAUGCUGCCGCGGCCGCUGCCGCCUUCCGCGACAACAAGCGGGUUUCGUUUCACGAUGAGGACGCAAUGGCUGCCGCUGCCGCUGCAGCCGCCAACGCGAUGAACAACAACGGAAGCACCCCCGGGGGUCAUAACGGGCCCAUGAUGGGCAGUAGUUAUACCGAGGCGGGACACCUGAUCGGAAGCAGCGGGGAACAGGGCGGCGAACUGGGCACGAUCAUGGAGCGACCGGAUCCGGAUCGCUUCAUCGACGAGACCAUGCCGGCAAUGUUGCACACCCCGACCACUCCGGAAACAGAAGGCUGGAACAUGCAGCUUCAAAUCACCCCGGGCGUAAUCGGCGCUCAAGAAGUCUAUCGUGACCCACGCACCCGUCGGCUGGCCGAGCAACAGCAGAAGCAAAAGUCGGAACCCGUCCCGGAGAAGCUUUCGUUCAAGGAGAAGAUGAAGAUGUUCGCACUGGAGUCGGGCGAGAAUAAUACACCGAAGGAUAAGUUGAAGAUUUCGCGCGCCCAGCGGGAUAUUGACGCCGUACAUUGAGGACCCACCCCCAUACUCUUAAAACAUAUAUAAACUACCUAGUAGCAGUCAUUUGCCUUCUUCAUGCCUUUCUCCCCCCGGUCCACAGGGCAAAAGCUCACUCUGAGUCAUUAGAGCAGUGUAUAAGCGUUUCCCAAGAUCAGUGCACUGCGGCACAUAACGAAUCGGUAUUCAGUGGGAAGUAUUAGAAUCUACGAAGUAUGACGCAGGACGAGACUAGCUUCCUCUUUUCAUUUGGUGAUUGUUUUCUGUUAUUUUUUUAUAUUUGACGAGAGACAGCAAAGGUUUUCUAAAACAUUGGUUUUAAUUACCGCUAAGCGAAAAGGACGAACGAACGAGGUGUGGUUUGUGUAUAAAUUUAGAUAAAUUGAAAACGUUUUGGUAGUUUUUGUUGUUACUUCUUUAGAGGUGUAUAAAGAAAAGGUUAAACUACUAUUAAAAUGAACAGACAAAAUAAAACAACUUCUACAUUAAUGUAAUGUAAAACGUUAUGAAGGAAAGCAGCAAAUACAAAUCCUACUGUAAUUGUAUAACGCAUUGAAGUGAACCCUCUAAAUAAGCUAACUAACAUAUUAUAAAGAAGUUAAGCGAGAUGAUAAAAUUUCACACACAUACUCUAGAGAAACCCAUUGGACCAAAAACGAAGAGAGAAAUAUUUUCAUUUUUAUAAACAUCUUUUACGCCAGAAAUGACAUUUAAAGUCGCGUGUUAGAUUAGGAGAAUGCGUAUUUUAAAAAGAGCAUAACCAAUCCAGAAGAAAAUUCGAGAAGUAUUUAGGGCAAGUAGUCUGGACCUUAUAGCACUUCCCAGCUGAUUAAAUUGCUGAACGUGUUUUGGGUUAGCGAACUGAAGUUAAAACGGAGUGGAACAAUUUGAGGUAGAACCCGAUUUUUUCUGAUGUUACAGAAGCGAUUCGUAUCGAACUCCUAUAUUUGCAUAGAGUGUUAGCUAUUUUUUAUACUAUUCAACAUAAGUGACCUACAAAAACAAAACUGCAUAUUCCCUCCCCUUUUGGAUAGAAAGUUAUUAGCGUUGCCCCCUCCAAGUGGGGUGAUCGGUCAAUUUAUGCCUCCAAUGUUAGCAGCUGGAUUAAAAAAACUAAAAUUUUAAUAGCAAAACGUGAAACUGGUAUUGAAGUGUCACCUAAUGAAAUAUACGAUAACGAUUUGAUAGAUGUGUACUUUUUACUAUUAAUAAUUGUAAAAAAAAACAAAGGAAUUCAAACUUGUUACAAAACCUGUUUUUCCAAUAAUUAUGCAUUUUAUCGCUGAGAUGAUACAUACAAAUGUCGUAGUUUAGUAUGUUAGGAAAUAUGAAUGAAAUAUAAAAGUAUUUAAGUGAGAUCGCUGUUUAGUGAAACAUCUAACAAAACAACCCUAGGAAUUAAAUAAUUUUAAUAAUCAUAAAUUAAAAACACUAGAAAGAUUGUAUGAAAUGAGAUAACCAUCAUGAACAGUGAAACAACUUAUAUAGGCAGGGAGAUACACCGGAAUGUUUAGGGAAAAUGCGAUUUUAUUUGUUAAAAUGUAUUUUUUUAAUGUAUAUCAUAGAUAUCCUUAAUGAAACACCUUUGAUAUGAAAUAUUAUAUUCAAGUCCGUCUAAUAUCCUCAACAGCAGAUAAAUAGAACAAUACAAUUGAGCUCCUCAUUUUUUCAAAUCAUGGAGAUUAAUGAAUUACUGAUGAAAUUACAUAAAACCCAAAAUCAAAUUAUUGCACCCCACAAGCAAAAUAUUCCAGCACCAAUUUUUCAAAUUCCCACGACACACUUUUUAACGCAGCUAAAUAGAACAAAAAAGUAUUUCAAGCAAGCAACAUAACAGAACAGCAACACAUUUAUCUCAGCGUAGUAGCGUUAUCAUUAUUAUACAUAUAAAGUAGUAAACGAAGAGAGAAAACUCAUAAAGGAGUAGGUUUUAGAAUAUAACAGAUAGUUACAUGCAAAACUCUAACAAGAACACACAAAGACACACUCCGCCACAUACACCACCCUUUCACUUCAAUGAGAUCAAAUGCAUUAAAACAUGUAAAUGUUAAAUUA